Messenger RNA from Colletotrichum higginsianum IMI 349063, 1905 nucleotides. Its product is annotated as Hexose transporter. Gene Ontology annotation, molecular function: myo-inositol:proton symporter activity. Gene Ontology annotation, biological process: transmembrane transport. The coding region runs from base 1 to 1905 and encodes 634 amino acids. Lineage: Eukaryota; Fungi; Ascomycota; Sordariomycetes; Glomerellales; Glomerellaceae. The transcript is spliced from 5 exons. Gene Ontology annotation, cellular component: membrane. The record is from RefSeq and is a predicted model, not a curated record.
AUGUCAACAGUUCACUCCGCAGACAAGACAAUUCAUCAGAACAAUACUCUAGGCGUUGAAAUCGAUGUUAGCCAUAAGGAGCAUCCUAAUCACGGCAAGCUCGAUGACAGUCACCAGACGACCGGCGGGCUUGGAAACCCCUUGAGAAACAUACCUCGGGACCGACUCAAAGCUGAAGCUAGUCUGUUUGCAGUCAGCCUCGGCUGGCCGAGCGAAAUCGGAUUGUUCCAGAAAGCAGCAUUGGUAGCACAAAGCCCGACGGUAUUUGAGGACAUACCGGAGCUCACCGAGGACGAUCGAUCGGUUUUAAGGAAUGAAGUCGAGCACUGCUGGAGGCAUCCUUUUGCACUCUACCUUACCAUCGCCAUGAAUUCGAUCAGUGCAGCAGUGCAAGGCUGGGAUCAAACAGGUUCCAAUGGGGCAAACCUAUCAUUCCCGCAAGCUUUUGGUAUUGAGGACAAGGGACAAGCCUGCUUAGCAUCUGGAACAUGUCAGAGAAACUCGUGGAUCAUCGGUGCCAUCAAUAGCUCGCCGUACAUGGCUAUAUGCCUUGUCGCUUGCUGGCUGUCUGAUCCAGUGAACAACUGGAUAGGUCGCCGAGGCGCUAUUUUUGUCGGUGCUAUCUUCAGCAUUAUUGGGCCAAUUGGCCAAGCGAUUUCCCAGACUUGGCCACAGAUCCUGAUAUACAGAAUCCUGCUUGGCAUGGGCAUGGGCUUGAAGGAAGUCACUGUUCCAGUGUUUUCUGCGGAAAGCUCGCCAUCUAGCAUCCGUGGGGCUCUCGUCAUGUCCUGGCAGCUCUUUAGCGCAUUCGGCAUCAUGCUUGGCUUCAGCGCAAACCUAGCUGUUGCCGGAUACGGUGAAAUUGCCUGGAGGCUUCAACUUGGUUCUGCUAUGAUACCUGCUGUGCCACUUCUUCUGGGUAUCUACUUCACACCCGAGUCCCCGAGAUGGCUGUUAAAGAAGGGCAAGUACAGGAAGGCUUAUGCAUCGCUCCAGAAACUCCGCGGGAACGACCUUCUCGCAGCCAGAGACUUGUACUUGAUCGAUGCUCAAAUGAGCAUGGAGCAGAACCUCAUACAGGCGCAGGGAUUUGACAAGAGCAACUUUUUUAAAAGAUGUGUAGAGCUGUGGACGGUACCGCGCAACCGCCGUGCAACUCAGGCAUCUGGCAUCAUCAUGGCCGCUCAGCAGUUCUGCGGAGUAAACCUCAUGUCUUUUUACUCUUCGACUCUGUUCGAAGAAGCCGGGGCAAGCAAAACAUCUGCUCUCUUGGCCUCUUGGGGAUAUGGCAUGGCCAUGUUCUUGUUCGCACUCCCAGCCCUGAAGACCAUCGAUCGAUGGGGUCGGAGAACCUUGUUGCUCGCGACGUUUCCCAACAUGUGCUGGGCGAUGGGGGCUGCUGGUCUGGCUUUCUACAUCCCAAAGGACAGCCAAGCGCACCUUGGAGUCAUCUGCCUCUUCAUCUACCUAUUCGCAGCUUUCUACGGCCCGGGUGAGGGGCCAUGCGCAUUUGUAUACUCGGCCGAGGUCUUCCCUCUGUCACAUCGCGAGGUUGGCAUGGCUUGGGCUGUGGCGACCAACAACUUCUGGGCCAUCAUCGUCGCCCAGACGUCUCCACCUCUGUUGCAAGCCAUCGAUCCUCAGGGCGUCUUCUCUCUCUAUGCUUUCUUCAACGUUAUUUGCUUCAUCCUCAUCUUCCUGUUUCUUCCAGAGACCAAACAGCGCUCACUUGAAGAGCUUGAUGGCGUAUUUUCUAUAUCCACUCGACGGCAUGCAUCAUACCAACUCAAAGAGGUUUUGCCUUGGUGGUUCAAUCGGUACGUCUUGAGGAAAGGGUUGGAGCCUGAGCCAAAGUUGUACGAUUUUGAGAUGGUUGAAAAUGUCGAGUCGGGCCCAAGGUUGUGA